AUGUUAAAAUAUAAGUUUAAAUCAAAUACUAUUCAUAGUAACACAAGUUUAAAUAUUUUAAGAUCAUUUAUAUCAACUAAAUCUUUUAAUAAUAAUAAUAAUAAUAAUAGUAAUAAUAGUAAUAAUACCAGUAAUAAUAGUAGUUUUGUAAAUAGACACCAAAAAUUCAAGGGAAAAGAAGAAGUUAAUUUAUUAAAUGUUAUAAAAUUACCAAAAAACAAACCAAAUAAAAAUGAAAUUUUACCAAUUUUAGAGAAAAAAGAGAAACCAGGCAAGCAAGAAAUUAAAAAAGAAGCUCAGCUUAAAAAGAAAUUAGGUUCACUAGAAAAUGAAAAGAAGAAAGUAUUAUCACAAAUUAAAGAGUUUGAUGAGACACCAGAUGCAUUGAAAAUGUUAUUUGAAAGUGGUAUCAAAAAAAGGCUUCAAAAGAAACUUAAAGAAAUUGAAAAUGAAGAAAUAGAAAUUAAAAAAGGUUUACAAGAAAACAUCAAACAUGAUGUCGAAGAAAAUCAAGUAAAAAAAGAAAGUAUGUCAAUGAAAGAUUUAGAUACAAUGAAGUUAUUGUUUGGUACAGAUUUUGAAGGUGAAGCAGAAAAUAAACCAAAGACUGAAAUAGAUACCGUUGUUGAAUUUAUGUAUCAAGAUAGAUUUUAUAUUGGUGUAGUCAAAAAUAUUUUAUCUUCUGGCAAACUUCAAGUGGAAAGAUUGGUUACAAAGACUAGUGGAAAAUAUAGUACUGAUACUGUUUCAAUCAAUAGAUCAGAUGUUUCAUUUUACUGGAAGGAUUUAUUUGGUGCAAUGAAUAUAAAUGAGUUAAUAGAGAUGGAUUCAAGUUACCAAAGUUUUAAAUUCCAAACCAAUAUUGUUAAUGAUACCAAGUUAGCAUUAUUCAAAAAUGAAUACAAGUUUACCACCGAUCAAGUUGCCAAAGUUCUUUACAAUGUUCGUGAACCAACCAAAAAACAACUCUACAGCACAUUCAAGUAUCUUUCAACAAGUGACACUAUAACCAAACCAGAAGAUGAUAGAUUAGGAUAUGAAUUUGUAAAACCUAUUGACAACAAAGAGAGGUUGGAUCAAUUUAUAAAAAAGAUAAAAUCAAUUUUAAAUCGUAUUAAAGAAGAAAGUUUUGAAAAAAGUAAUAUAAUACAUCAAUUUGACCAUAACGAUACUUAUUAUUUAAAUAUUAUCAAACUGCUCUCAAUAUCGCCUAGAAGAAAUUUUGUGCCAGAUUCAUCAUACAGAGUUAUACUUAAGGAAUUGGGUUAUGAAAAUAGUUCAGAAAGUGCUAAAAAGUUAUUAGAGGACAUUGGUUUUGUAUCAAAGGUGCCAGAAGAUGUAUCAUUUUAUAAUAAAAAUUUAGGUUUAUGGAGCAAGGAAAUUUAUGAAUAUUCUAAAAUCAUUGAAACCCAACCAAAUUUAAUUACAGAUUUGCUCAGUUCAAUAAGAAUCAAUUUCGAUAAACCAGUUAUUUCAAUUGAUCCAAGUUCAACAUUAGGUAUUGAUGAUGCAAUUAGUAUUGACUGCGAAAGUUCAGAUAGAUUCAAUACAGUUUAUAUUCACAUUUCAGAUUUUAUUCGUUGGAUGCCAGAUGGUACUGAUAAUAUAUUAUACAAGAGUGCUUUGCUCAACUUAAAGACAUUUUACCCACCCAAUGGUGCAUAUCACAUGUUUCCACCCUCACUUGUAAAGAUAUUAUCACUCUCAAAUGCAACUCAAGAUAACCCAACAUAUGCAAUUACAAUGGAAAUUAAUUUCGACAAAUCUACAAGCCAAAUUGAAAGCUAUAAAAUAUAUCCAACCAGCUUAACAUCAGUUAUACCAUUAUCUCAAAGCAUUGUAACUAAACGUCUUGAAUCUAUUAUUCAAAACCCAAAGAAUGCUAACGAGGAGGAGUUUAGUUUAGGUGAAAGAAUAUUGUAUACAUUAUAUAAAUUUACAAGAAAAAGACAAGCAUACAGAGAAUCAAACAAGACAUCAUUGGAAAGCUAUGGUAGAGUAAACCAAUAUAAAAAAGAGAUUAGAAUCAAACAAAGCCAUAGUGGUGAAGAAAACAACAAUUACGAUGUUCCACUUUCAACUUUAUCACAAAAGAGACCACAUCAAAGUUUAGCUCACGAGAUUGUAGAUGAAAUUCUUUCAUCAGUUGAUGAUAUCUUUACAGAAAUUUUCCAAUCUAAAGGUAUCUAUGGUUUUUAUAAAUAUUUUGGUCAACCCAACUACAAACGUAUUUCACCAAAGAGCAGCUUCUUGACCAUAACUUCACCAAUUAGAAACUUUACUCAUCUUUUCACACAGUACCAGUUAAAGAGUUUAUUACUAAAUCCAAAUGCAAACACCAAAGAUCCAAAAUUAUUCUUUGAUUCAGAUUACACCACUUCAGUUGGAGAUCAAGUUAUUAAAACCAUUGGAUUAAAGAAAAAAUAUCAAAUCAAUAUAGUUAACUUUGUAUUGUUAAAAGCAAUUGAAAGUGAAAUCGAAAAACAAAAAAUGCAAAAUAUACAGAAUCCAGAUUUUAAAGCAGUUUUGGAAGGUUCAAUUCUUUCAGUUAACCCAUCCAAGUAUCACUUUGUAAUUUUCCUUCAUAAAUUCCAAUAUUCAGCCAAUUGCACAUUCAGCAUUCCUCAAAAUCAAAAGAGUACACCAUUUAGAGUUAACGAUCGUGUAAAAGUCACUGUAGAAUCAAUAGAUUUAAAUAACCUAUCAUUAAAAUUAAAUUUUGACAAAUUUAUAGAUAGAAGUCUUAAUAAACUAUAUAAUUAUUAA
Messenger RNA from Dictyostelium purpureum, 2766 nucleotides. RefSeq lists its product as uncharacterized. Gene Ontology annotation, molecular function: 3'-5'-RNA exonuclease activity; RNA binding. Gene Ontology annotation, biological process: mRNA catabolic process. The transcript has a single exon. The record is from RefSeq and is a predicted model, not a curated record. Lineage: Eukaryota; Evosea; Eumycetozoa; Dictyosteliales; Dictyosteliaceae. Gene Ontology annotation, cellular component: P-body; exosome (RNase complex). Bases 1 to 2766 code for a protein of 921 amino acids.